Messenger RNA from Acaulospora colombiana, 1671 nucleotides. NCBI's taxonomy places the organism in Eukaryota, Fungi, Glomeromycota, Glomeromycetes, Diversisporales, Acaulosporaceae. The record is from the annotation of a GenBank genome assembly.
AUGGCAGUCGACACAAAUAGGGUAUCCGAGUUGUCCGUGUGGUGGAGCAGUGUAAUUGAUUCUCCAUUAGAGAUAAUUGUUGGUACUUACUUCUUGUAUCAAAUACUGGGCGUGUCUUGUCUGUUUGGAUUAUUGGCAAUGAUUUUCGUUCUUCCGCUCAAUCAUGUGGCCGCAAAGUAUUAUGCCAAAACGCAAGAUAACUUAAUGAAAGCGAGGGAUCACAGGGUCAGCUUGAUGACUGAGGCAAGUUCUAAUGCGUCGUCAUUCCAUUUUUUGGUAUAUCCAAAAAAGGUCCUUCAAGGUAUUCGAAUGAUCAAAUUCUUUGCAUGGGAGAAAAACUGGGAAAAGAGGGUUCUAGACGCACGAAGGACGGAACUCAAACAACUUCGUUACAAUUUUAUAUAUUUGGCCCUGCUCGACCUGUUAUGGAUGGCUUCACCUAUUUUCGUGACAAUAAUUAGUUUUUUGUAUUAUACCAAGAUUCAAGGCAAUCAACUUACAGCGGCUGUCGCAUUUACUUCAAUAGCGAUUUUCAAUGAACUUCGUUUUGCCUUGAAUGUUCUGCCCGAACUUUUCGUAGAUGCAGUUCAAGCCUUGAUCAGUCUCAAAAGGAUAGAUAAGUUCUUACAAGAAGAUGAAAUAGACACUUCUCUUGAAAAUGCUGUCUCUCAUGGGACCACUUUAAUAAGUUUCGUGAAUGCUGUUGUAACAUGGAAUAAGAUAAAGAAUGCGGGAAAUGACAGUAAUGGUGAGGUUAACGAAUUUUUGAUGCGCGACUUGAAUUUGAAUUUUCCGAUUGGAGAGUUGAGUGUCAUAUGUGGACCAACUGGUUCUGGAAAGACAUUGCUAUUGCUAUCCCUUCUUGGAGAAACCAAUGUUUUGAGUGGUAAGAUCAAUUGCCCACGUUCUCCCACUGACCGACCCGAUAAAGAUAUAAACGCACUCAAUUGGAUUCUUCCAAAUGGCGUUGCGUAUGUUGCACAGCAACCAUGGCUUCAAAAUGCUUCUAUACGAGAUAAUAUAUUGUUUGGCCUUCCCUAUGAUGAAGAGCGAUAUAAUCAGGUGAUAAUGAUGUGCGCUUUGGAAAAAGAUUUUGAAGUUUUUGAGGAUGGAGACAUGACAGAAAUAGGCGAAAAGGGGAUAACACUUUCGGGGGGACAGAAACAAAGAUGCGCUUUAGCUCGAGCGGUAUAUUCACGGGCAAAACAUAUAUUAAUAGAUGAUGUUCUUAGUGCCGUUGACGCGCAUACCGCUCGACACCUGAUGAAUGAAUGUUUAUUGGGGCCACUGAUGAAAGGUCGUACGCGAAUUCUUGUAACACACCAUGUUGGAUUAUGCUUAUCAGUUGCAUCUUAUUUGGUCGUAACUAAUAAUGGUGAAGUCAGAGCCUCCGGAAAUUUACCCGAAUUACGAAAUUCUGGAACGUUGGUUUCGGUACUGGAAGAAUCCGAUAGUCGAAUAGAAUUUCAAGAUCUUGCUGAAACGACAGUCGAGAAUGUUAUUAAAUCGAAUACCGACAAAACAUCAAAAAAGUUGUAUCAAAAAUUACUCAAUCGGGUUAUUCGAGCGCCGCUAAGAUUUUUCGAUACGACACCUGUCGGAAGAAUUUUGAAUAGGUUCAGUAAGGACUUCGAAACAAUCGAUAGCAAUCUGAUAGGUAUUACGGUAUAG